UCUCCAGACUACUAGACUCUGUAUACAAUGAAUCAAAAGAAUAAUCUCCUUGCAGCGGGGAUCUGCUGAUAAUAAUAAGAGUCAUAUUAAAAUAAUCAAAAGAUAGAGGGGACUAUAGACUGGGCUAAUGAACCCAACUCCUAUACUGGACUAUUACUGCUAUUUUGUACAGCCGUUGACAUUUUGCCUCUCAUUAUUUCGCUCAUUUCGGGUCUUUCUUCACUUUCUUUUCUCAGACAAAGGCCGAUAUCAAACAAACCCCUGGCUCCUGCUCUGUCUCUGUUCUUUGCUGCUGUUGGUGCUCCUUUCUGUCUCCGAUCGGAGCUAUCGUCUCUCCGUCUGUCCAUCCAACAACGCCAACUACGGUCUUUCCUCUCACAACUUUCUUCCUCCUUUUUAUUCCUCUUCUCGAAUCCUUUCCUCGCUUUAUUCCAUCCAACUUCCUCUCAGACAACCAUCAGUUCUACAAUUGACUGGCGAUCUCGCAUAUUGUGAUUCACUCCGUUGACCCUCCCUGGCCGCCUCCCCUUUUUGUUUACCCCUCAGCAGGCGCAACAACGACUUCUCCGUCAACUCUUCUCCGAAUCCUUCGCCCUCGAUCAAUCACGCUUCAACUACCUCUUCCCGCGAACAAAACACAGACAAGUCCACACAGAAAUCCAGCAAAAUGUCGGAAGCAGAUCAAGAGUGGAAGCCCAGUGGCCGUCCUACAUCGACCAUGG
Molecule: messenger RNA, 722 nt
Organism: Aspergillus ruber CBS 135680
Lineage: Eukaryota; Fungi; Ascomycota; Eurotiomycetes; Eurotiales; Aspergillaceae
Exons: 2
Coding region: 128-508 (126 amino acids)
Source: RefSeq, a predicted model, not a curated record